AUGCGAAGUGUUACAAAUUCUCUUAUCUUUGGUCAGAGCCACUCGAGCUUUGCAGCCAGCAUGUUUUUUGGAGCAGUAGCAUUCCAUGCAUAUCAAGGCAUUGUACCGAAUAAUAUGGAUUGUGGAGAAAUAAUUGGUCGCGGAGAUAUGAAACCGAAGGAAAAGAUGAAGGAAGAUGCAAACAAAGAUGAAACUGUUGAACAAGAAGAACGAGACGACCCAAAAAGGAGAGGUCUGAACAUCGAAAGUUAA
Leptosia nina is the source of this 252-nucleotide messenger RNA. NCBI's taxonomy places the organism in Eukaryota, Metazoa, Arthropoda, Insecta, Lepidoptera, Pieridae. The record is from the annotation of a GenBank genome assembly.